AUGCAUUUGUUUGUCGUUCUCAUAGCUGCCUUGAGUUUUGCUCAAGCUGUUGAUAACUAUCAAAAUCCAUUGAUUUGGAAUUUGUUCAAGCGUAUUCAUAAGAAACAAUACGCCAAUAGUCAAGAGGAACAAUAUCGUCAAGGUGUUUUUGAAAACAAUGUUGCUAAAAUCAAUCAGCACAAUCUAGAAACUGACUUGGGUUUGCAUACGUAUACGCUCAAAAUCAACAAAUUUGCUGAUAUGGCACAUGAAGAGUUCCUUCGAACGAUGGUCGGGGGAUUCAAAAGACGCUCGACUACGGAAAUAUCAAGCACAUUCGAUCGACACACAUUUCUCCCACCCUCGAAUGUGGUCAUACCACCUUCUAUAGACUGGCGUACAAAAGGAGCGGUGACAACGGCGAUUGAAGAUCAAGGUCAAUGUGGUUCAUGUUGGGCAUUCACGGCCACUGGUGCCCUGGAAGGACAACAUUUUCUCAAGACGGGAAAAUUGGUAAGAUUAUCGGCACAAAAUUUGAUGGAUUGCUCUGGCAAAUAUGGUAAUCAAGGUUGCAAUGGUGGAUUGAUGGACGCCUCGUUUCAAUACAUCAAAGACAACAAAGGUAUAGACACAGAAGCAAGCUAUCCAUACGAAGCAGUGGAAGGUACAUGUCGCUUCAAGCGGGCAAAUGUUGGUGCCACCGACACGGGUUUCACCGAUCUUCCAGAAGGAAAUGAGACCACAUUGCAAAUUGCUCUCGCUACUGUGGGUCCGAUAUCAGUUGCGGUUGAUGCUAGUCAUUCAUCUUUUCAAUUCUAUUCAUCAGGCGUCUACGAUGAGCCUGAUUGUUCGACAACAAAUAUCGAUCAUUCUUUCAUUCUCGUUGGCUAUGAUACGUAUAAAAAUGGUACAACCAAACAAGAGUAUUAUAUUGCAAAAAAUUCUUGGGGUGAAUCGUGGGAAAAUCGUGUUAACGAAGAAAUGACUCAAGGUAUUGAUUCACAAAAAGUAACUAUUCCAGCAGAGGCACAAGGCUAUUCAGAAGCUCGAGUUGCUGCAUCACUUGGUUCACGAUCAUUUAGCAAAACUGGUAAAUCCUCGAUCGAUGGUCACGUUUACACUACAAUUUACGAAGGUUUUAAAAUUGGUACAGAUAUUGCAAGAAAACAUGGAGACAAUCGAUGUUUAGGUUUUCGAGUAAAUCGUAACAGUGAAUAUCUAUGGCUGACAUACAAAGAAACCGAACGUGCUGCUACAGAUAUUGGUAGUGCACUUAUUCGAUUAGGUGAAAAUCAUGGACAAAAUACAUUCAUUGGUAUCUAUGCAGUCAAUAGUGUUGAAUGGCUAAUUACAGCUUUAGCAUGUCAUUUUCAUAGUAUGAUUUAUGUACCUCUUUAUGAUACACUCGGACAAUCUGCUAUUAUUCAUAUUAUAAAUCAGACUGGGUUAAGAACAAUUUUUAUUGAUAAAGCUGAAAAUGUUCUGGCUUUACUUAAACUUACUCGUCGAGUUCCAACAUUAGAACGGAUCAUAUUAACAAAAAGAUUAUCAGAAGAUCAAAAAUAUAAAGUAAUGAAAAAAGCUUCGAGAAAAGGAAUUCAAAUUUUCACAUACAAACAAUUAUUAGAACUGGGUCGAUUAAGACCAGUAGCUCAUCAUCCACCUAAACCUAAUUAUUUAUUUCAAAUUUGUUAUACAAGUGGUACAACAGGUUUACCAAAAGGUGCCAUGUUUACACAUAAAAAUAUUGUUUCUGUAGUUCAAACAGCAACUGAAUUACUUGCACCUGUUUUCAAUGAAUUGGAAACAUUAAUUUCAUAUUUACCAAUGGCUCAUGCAUAUGAACAAGCUGCUGAACUUUAUUGUUUAUGUAAUGGUUUUAAAAUUGGUUAUUAUCUAGGUGAUAUAAAGCUACUAUCUGAUGAUAUGGCUCAUUUAAAACCAACGUUUAUGCCCAGUGUACCUCGAGUUUUGAAUCGAAUGUACGAUACUAUUCAAGCAACGAUUCGUCAAUUACAAUCAUCUCAACAGCAGUUAUCUACUACGGGAUUAUCAGCUAAAGAAAAUGGUGCUAAUGAAGAUCCUGUAGCACGUCAAAAGGUUUUGAAUGAUUUAGUUAUACAACAGGUUCAAAAAAGUCUCGGUGGACAUGUUAAAUUAAUACUCUGUGGUGCUGCACCAUUAUCACCAACAGUUCUACAAUUUCUCAGACGUGUUUCUGGAGUUCAUAUUAUUGAAGGCUAUGGGCAAACAGAAUGUUGUGGUUUAUCAACAACUCAUCUACUUGGCGAUCCAUCUACUGGACAUGUCGGUGUACCAGCACAUUGUAAUAUGAUUAAAUUAGUUGAUGUACCCGAUAUGGAAUAUUUUGCAAAAGAUAAUGUUGGAGAAAUAUGUAUUAAAGGUCCAAAUGUAUUUAAAGGUUAUUAUCGUGAUAAAGAGAAAACACGAGAAGCUAUUGAUAGGAACGGAUGGUUACAUACGGGAGAUAUUGGUAAAUGGACAGAAACUGGUCACCUUCAAAUUAUUGAUCGAAAGAAACAUAUGUUUAAAUUAUCACAAGGCGAAUAUAUUGCACCAGAACGUAUUGAAAAUAUUUAUAUUCAGAGUAAAUAUAUAGCUCAAGCAUUUGUUUAUGGUAAUAGUUAUAAGAAUGUGCUUAAAAUUACCAAACUCGAAUCCACUGCACUUCAAAUCGUCUAUUUUGGUGGUGGUUAUUUCUGUUUCUCACCCAUUGCUGCUGAAAUUCUUAAACGUAAAGGAUACAAAAUCACCAUUGUCAUGGGUCUUACUCUUUUUGCUCUUGGUGCUAUUUCAUUCUGGCCUACAGCUCAUUUCUCUACUCUAGGCAAUGGCAAAAAAACAUUUAUUGGAUUUAUUGUCUGUACUCUUGUCAUUGCUUGUGGUCUUGCUACGUUGGAAACUUCUGCGAAUUCCUACGUCACUAUUAUUGGUAAUCCAAAAUCAGCUUCAAUGCGUUUACAAUUUUGUCAAUCAUGGAAUGGCGUAGGAUCAUUUAUUGGUCCACUUAUUGCUUCGAAAAUCUUUUUCUCAGGAACGAGUUCUACCAAUUUGAAGAAUGUUCAAUAUGUUUAUAUAGCUGUUGCUUGUACUGCAAUCAUAGUUGCUUUUCUAUUCAUUUUCUCGAAAUUACCUGAAAAUGUCACAAAUGAUCAGCAGUCUUCAAGUAUUAUUGAUGAAAUACAUAGUAAAUCUACACCAUUGUGGAAACAAUUCAAUAUGAUCUUUGCAUUUGUUGUCACGUUCUGUUAUGUUGGUACUCAGGUGAAUAAAUUUUCAGAAUCAUUUAACAUUUGCUAA
Molecule: messenger RNA, 3300 nt
Organism: Rotaria sordida
Lineage: Eukaryota; Metazoa; Rotifera; Eurotatoria; Philodinida; Philodinidae
Source: the annotation of a GenBank genome assembly